UCUGCGUGGGGUUUUGGAUGUCUUUCGAUCACGAUGCCACAACGAGUUUUCCUGCCCCUGCUGUUGCUUUCAACGUGGUCAAUUGCGGGAUGGACCGCGUCUGCAUCAGCUCCAGUCGCCCGUCCAGCUUCCCAGGUGCUGACAGCGCGAGAAGCUCGAGUAGCAACUACUUCUCAAGUGCUGGCUUUCAACGUGUCCAGCUUCGUGCUGCUCAUGUUCAUCAAAGCCAUGAUGGUUACUCUCGGUGUCAUUACCGGCUUCAGCGGUCUAGGCCUACUUGUGGGCCGAAGUCUCGAGCAGAGGUCUUCGAGGGCGGCGUCAGAUGUGACAAGAUUAAGGUGGAUGGAAGACCAAGUGGCCGCCGUGGCAACCGGCAACAUCAUGUGCGUCUAUCACUAUGCGUGUGAAGAACCUCUGAGGGCGAAAAUCCUUGCCUCGGGAGCCGACAUCGUCAUCGCUGUUCUCAAGAUGACUCCGAUCUCGCUGCCUCAGGGCCCUUUCUACGAGAAAAUGAUAGCCAGCAUUCGACUGGCGGCCAACGUUGGCGAACAGACACCUCAACUGUGCAAGCUGAAGUUCCCCUGCAAGGAACGCCCCAUCAUGUACAAUCGACACAGCAGAGUCAUCUAG
Ornithodoros turicata is the source of this 630-nucleotide messenger RNA. RefSeq lists its product as uncharacterized. The coding region runs from base 34 to 630 and encodes 198 amino acids. The record is from RefSeq and is a predicted model, not a curated record. The transcript is spliced from 4 exons. NCBI's taxonomy places the organism in Eukaryota, Metazoa, Arthropoda, Arachnida, Ixodida, Argasidae.